GAUAAAGAGAGAGAGAGAGAGAGAGAGAGAGAGAGAGAGAGAGAGAGAGAGAGAGAGAGAGAGAGAGCGCGUAAUGUGGGGCGCUGGACCUGCCGGUGUGCAGGAGGUGCGCGCGAGAUGCUGACCGGAAAGUGCACAGCUGUUCCGCCGCAAACGGCGAAGAGUCAGCCGGACGGUGUAUCGGCGUCUAACGUCAACACGACCGCGGCGCGGUCCGCACCGUGACGGAGGCUCGCACCGACCCGCCGGCGUCCGUCCCGCGGGGCCGGCCGGGCGCGCGGACUCUUCGCCGACCGGCACGUCGCGGUUCGCCCUUCGGGGAGCGCCGAUCCGCCGCGUCGAGCGAGGAGGCCCACGCGCGGACCGCUGCUCGGAAACCGUGAGAUCACCUUCGCGCUUCACCUUGGAAACCGCCUCCUGAUUUCAAAACAGGAAAAAAAAGAAAAGCGCCUGAAUGGUUGAUGGAUCGCAUGCAGCAGAAACCAAUCGGCACCGACCGCCGUGGACUCACAGUCCGUCCGACUUCGCCUCCACAGCUCGUGGUCCAGGAACCUCCUCUCAUCCGCCCCUUAGAGGAGCCCCAAAAACAUUUAGGAUCGGGCACCAUGCAGGCUGCAGCUGCACCCGUAAAAGUGACGGACCAAAUGCUGCCGACGCAGCCAAAGUCCGGAACCACCCCGGCAACACUGGUAAGCAUAAGCCGGCCAAGACCGACAGCUCUCGGAACUAAACCUGCUCCGAAGUCGACGAGAAUCUCAGCGGACCCCUCGAAGGAAAUAGACUUAAUCCCAGUUUGUAUCCCAGGACCUCAGAGUGCCAACGUCCUGUCACAUUCCCUGACAGACUCCGCCCUCUGCCGCCGCAGUCCACAGAGUCCCCGAAGCCCUCAGUCUUACACCAGCCGGCCUUACCUGAGCCCUAACCCGGGCCUGCCCCUCCCCAAUCCCAGCCUCAGUCCUCAGCCUCAGAGGAGCCCCCCACCGGGGAGCUCCACCAAGGGCCCAGUGCAGUCCGAGAAGCCCGGCGCAGACAACGACGACUUCAGGGUGUACAUCGUCACGUGGAACGUGGGCUCAGCUGUGCCUCCCGAUGACAUCACUUCUCUGUUCGGACCAAAUGUUUCAGAUGGGAGUGUUGACAUGUUUGUCAUCGGACUCCAGGAAGUCAACUCCAUGAUAAACAAGCGACUGAAGGACGUCAUUUUCUCAGACCAGUGGAGUGAGCUUUGCAUGGACAGGCUGAGUCCUUUCGGUUAUGUUUUGGUGGCGUCCCAGCGUAUGCAGGGAGUGCUGCUCCUGGUUUUCUCUAAAUUCUGCCAUCUUCCAUUCCUCAGAGGUGUGCAGACCGAGAGCACGCGCACGGGACUCGGGGGAUAUUGGGGGAACAAAGGCGGCGUCAGUGCCAGGAUGACAGUGUUUGGCCACCCAGUGUGCUUUCUCAACUGUCACCUGCCCGCUCACAUGAGGAACCUGGAACAGCGGAUGGAGGACUUUGAAAGCAUCUUGCAGCAGCAGCAGUUUGAAGGGGGCACUGCCACUGGAGUGCUGGACCACGAUGUCGUUUUUUGGUUCGGGGAUUUAAAUUUCCGCAUCGAAGACUACGACAUCCAUGUGGUGAAAUGUGCCAUCGACAGCAAUAAACUGCCCCUGCUGUUGGAGCGAGAUCAGCUCAACAUGGCAAAAAACACAGAGUCCAUUCUUGAGGGCUUCAUUGAGGGACCACUGAAAUUCCCACCCACCUAUAAGUUUGAUGUGGGCACUCAUACUUACGACACUAGUGCAAAGAAGAGGAAACCAGCCUGGACAGACCGCAUCCUCUGGCGCCCUCGUCGUACCGGCUCCCCCGUUCCUACCCACAAUGCAGCGCUGCAGAGGGGUCUGACCUCGUGGUUGGGUGGGUCAACCAAAGUGACACAGCAUGUGUACCGAAGUCACAUGGGCUUCACCAUCAGCGACCACAAGCCGGUUUCUGCCGUGUUCUCACUGCACUUCCCAUUCAGGGUGGAUAUGCCUCUGGUGGAGCUGCAGGUAAACAAGGAAUGGUGUAAGAUCUCCGACGCCACAGUCAGAUUCACUGUUGCGUUGACUUAUCAGCGCAGCUCAUGGGACUGGGUAGCAAUAUACAAGGUUGGAUUCAGACAUCACAAAGAUUACCAGGCGUACAUAUGGGCCAAGGGGGAACAUGCAACACAGGUGACAUUUUCGGAGGAGGAUUUGCCAAGAGAUGACUGUGAAUACAUGCUGGGUUACUACAGUAAUAAUAUGAACAGCAUUGUUGGACUGUCGACGCCGAUUCAGAUCAACCUUCCGGCCCGCAGCCCCACCGCGCACCGUUCCAACAGCUCCGACGCCAGCUCAGAAGACGACAGCACUCUGGUUCUGCUUGCUCCAAACUCCCGCAGCCCGAGCCCAAAAAUUGGAAAACACAACCAUCGCCAUCGCCGCAGCCGCAGCCCGGCUGUUUCUGCCAUUUCCAACAACCCCCUCCCUUCCCUGCAGAACCUCAGCCUCUGCCCUCGCUCCAAAGAAAGCCAGACUCGCAGCCGCUCGCCUUGCCCUGCCGCCAGGAAGGAGCGACUGGUCUCGCCCGACACCGGGCUGUCCCCCGCCAUCAGCCCGCUCAGUCCCCGCAGCCCCGGGUCCCCGGGGGGCGGAGUGACCGCACCGGAGGCCCUCGUCGCUGCCAUUUUAGGUGAACAUAGACCAGCUCAGAUUAGCCCCACAGGGGCCAAACUGAUAGGCAAGACAGGGGAAACGGACACUGCAUAGCGUAUAAACGACAAUAGCAUACAGGGGGGGUGGGACGGUACAAGGAGAACAGCGGCAAUAUCUACGCAUCAAGGGUGGGAUCCCACGACGUCACCGUGCUCGUAGAAGCAGGACAUUCCGUGGUGUAGUUUGUAAACAUUCCACAUCGUAGCCACGCAGUUCCAUCUCUGAAUCGACCAUCAUGGCACACGCCAUGUGAACCUUGGAGUCAAAGACACGUCCAGACUACCAACGUCAAGUGCUUUUAUAGACUCAUAAGCUAUAUCAUAUGUAAACAAACCUAUUGUGAAUGUGAAACCAAAGUCAGAGUAAACUUGUGACAGAUGUGACCAGUGAUUGAUGACAGCAUUAUCGUUCCAUGUAGAAAGUCUCAUAUUAAUAUAAGGACUCUGGACCAGAAAGUGUCAUAUUUACAUCAGCGAGGGUGUGUGUGUGUGUGUGUGUGUGUGUGGGUUUGUGUAGGCCUUUGUGUAGGCCUAAUGUGUUAAAACAAAUGCAUUUAGCAUCAGAUGAUGGUUUAAACUUCUAACUCUGUAGUUCUUGGUCUGUAUUCCUGAAAUAAGCCUAAUGUAUCAAAGAACUGAAGCAGAGCAUUUCACCUCAGUCGAUCUGAAACAUACACCUGUUCGAUGCUCUUGUUCUUAGCAGCUAGAGAUCAGUGAGUGGAUCUUAAGGCUAAUGUGUUAGUUUUGCCUCACAAAAGAUAACAGUCAUGUGUUUGUGUGAGUGUGCGAAUAAAACAAAUUAAAAAAAACAGAUUUCAA
This is a messenger RNA of Gasterosteus aculeatus aculeatus (three-spined stickleback), 3532 nucleotides long. It is a transcript of the gene inpp5ja, whose product is annotated as inositol polyphosphate-5-phosphatase Ja. Gene Ontology annotation, cellular component: cytoplasm; ruffle; plasma membrane. Gene Ontology annotation, biological process: phosphatidylinositol dephosphorylation; negative regulation of peptidyl-serine phosphorylation. Lineage: Eukaryota; Metazoa; Chordata; Actinopteri; Perciformes; Gasterosteidae. Gene Ontology annotation, molecular function: phosphatidylinositol-3,4,5-trisphosphate 5-phosphatase activity; phosphatidylinositol-4,5-bisphosphate 5-phosphatase activity. The record is from RefSeq and is a predicted model, not a curated record.